Pelobates fuscus (common spadefoot toad) is the source of this 2265-nucleotide messenger RNA. RefSeq names its product stathmin 2 (gene STMN2). Gene Ontology annotation, biological process: regulation of microtubule polymerization or depolymerization; microtubule depolymerization; neuron projection development. NCBI's taxonomy places the organism in Eukaryota, Metazoa, Chordata, Amphibia, Anura, Pelobatidae. Gene Ontology annotation, molecular function: tubulin binding. Gene Ontology annotation, cellular component: growth cone; neuron projection; cytoplasm. The record is from RefSeq and is a predicted model, not a curated record. Bases 191 to 730 code for a protein of 179 amino acids. The transcript is spliced from 5 exons.
UCAGGGGACUGCUGGAACCAAUCUGCUUCUGCACAGGGCUGCUAAUUAUUCAUGGGCUCCUGCCUCUAGCUCUUUCUUGUGCACAGCCCCUCUCUGCUGACUCAGUGCCUUAUUUAGUCUGCCUCUCCACAGCUCUAGCCGGACCCUUUGCAUUCACAGCCUCUCAGCCUCUGCAUCCAACACCCUCACCAUGGCUAAAACAGCAAUAGCCUACAAAGAGAAGAUGAAGGAGCUCUCUAUGUUGUCUCUUAUCUGCUCCUGUUUUUAUCCCGAGCCACGCAACAUUAGUACAUACACAUAUGAUGAUAUGGAAGUGAAACAGAUUAACAAGCGAGCAUCUGGACAGGCAUUUGAGCUGAUUCUGAAGCCGCCCUCUCCAGUGUCAGAAGCCCCACGGACCUUGGCCUCUCCAAAGAAGAAGGAUGUUUCCUUAGAAGACAUCCAAGCAAAAUUGGAAGCUGCAGAGGAGAGACGAAAGCUUCAGGAAGCACAAAUCCUGAAGCAACUGGCAGAAAAGAGAGAACACGAGAGGGAGGUUCUCCAAAAGGCACUGGAAGAAAAUAACAACUUUAGCAAAAUGGCAGAGGAAAAACUGACCUUCAAAAUGGAACAGAUCAAAGAAAACCGUGAAGCCUACUUAGCUUCUGUUCUGGAACGUCUUCAAGAGAAGGAAAGACAUGCCGCUGAAGUGCGCAGGAACAAGGAACUCCAUGAAGAACUUUUUGGCUGAAAAAAUAUCCCAUUAGUAAUUCCUUUGCCUAUAUAAUUAUGGAUCAUGUGAUAUCAGUAUGGAAAAUGUAUGACAUCUAAAAAAAAAAAAUCAAGAAAAAAAACACAAGACAAGAACUCAUUAAGAAAAUAAAUUGCAGUCUCUUUGCAGAAUGAUUUGCUUGAUGUUUAAAAAAAAUGAAAAUGUGGGUCUUAUUUUGUAAAUAUUUACAUUUUUGUUAAAAAAUACAAGUAUUGCAUUAUGCAAGUUAUUUCAUAAUCUUACAUGUCCUGUAACAGGCUUUUGGUGUUGUCUAUUUCCUCUAAAUUGAAUUUGCUGUUUUUUCCAAGAUGCCCAUGUCUAAACUCAUUUCCUGCAGUAUUUCCUUUAAUGCAACAUACAAUUAGAAGGUUUGCGGUGGCAGGAAGACUUACCAUAACCUAGCUGUACCGAAUAUUUUGUAAGCUUUACAGUUUGUUCAAUCAGUCUUUAUAUCCACAGUGCAAUGAUGUUAGUACAUGUCUGUGUUCUGAAAGAUGCUUAACUGGUGUCAAUAAAAUGCUCUUUCCUAGUGUGUCAUGAAUCGAUGAGGCCUUUUCACCUUUCUGGAGUGUAGGACAGGUCAACCAGUCCAUAGUCACUCAUCUGUUUGUGAGAAAUAGACAGAGAUUUACAACCUGUAUACACAUGCAGUAGGUUACGUUGCUUUUCCACUGAUAUUACACUUGGACAUCACGUUCCCACGAACAGAAAAAGAAGAACAAAUAAAUGACAUCUACAAUUAUUAUUUCCACUAUUAUAGGUUGAGUGUAUACCCGAAAAUACAAAAAAUGUAAAAAAAACACACAUAUUGCUACUGUUGAAUCAAAAACAAUUAUAAUUGUGCCCUAAAAAGGGGCAAGAAAAUUAUUUGCAUAUAAAAUACUAAGAACAAGAACACUGGAGACAGGCAUCGAUUAAAUAUACCUUAGCUGAAGGGCUAAUUUCUUUGGGUUCAUGUUAGUACAAAAGUUAUUUGGGACACUACAUCACUUAGAAAAGCAGUCUUGGUCUACAGACUUUAUAACCUUUAUGCCAGGGACAAGGUAAUUGCCUAACAUUUAUUCAGCUAUUUUUGAAUUAUAACGCCCAAAAUCCAAUGUUAAUCUGUGGCUAGCCAAAGACCAUGGCAAGUUGCAAUUAGGUAACCCACAGAAAACUUUGGUUGAUUUGCGUAGUAUAUACUGUAUAUCGUGUUGUCAUGGAAUAUGUUUGGGGCUUCAGGGCUUACGGAAUUUUGCCACAUUCUUGUUCCAUGGUUUGAUGGCACCAUUAUUAACAAAAAACUAAGAUACUGUUAAGCAUUAAAAUACUGGGAUGAUUAGACAGGGUGCACGUGCCAAGUAUGUAAUUACUAAACAGCCCAAAAAAAAAAAAACCUUAAAACCUAGUUGCAGUUUUUGAAUUGUUCCUACCCCACGGGAGUAUCUGCCUGCAUAUUCUACUGUUAGUGCUAUUUCCUGUAUGUCAUUGUGAGCAAGCUGUGAUAAAUAAAGAAUUGGGGUUCUGUGAACUGA